Messenger RNA from Mya arenaria, 675 nucleotides. Its product is annotated as cuticle protein 16.5-like. The coding region runs from base 1 to 675 and encodes 224 amino acids. Lineage: Eukaryota; Metazoa; Mollusca; Bivalvia; Myida; Myidae. The record is from RefSeq and is a predicted model, not a curated record. The transcript has 2 exons.
AUGGGAUUUGGAAGUCGACCUGCCGUGGUCAUAUACGGCUGCUCGGGUUAUAGUCGACCUGCCGUGGUCAUAUACGGCUGCUCGGGUUAUAGUCGACCUGCCGUGGUCAUAUACGGCUGUUCGGGUUAUAGUCGACCUGCCGUGGUCAUAUACGGCUGCUCGGGUUAUAGUCGACCUGCCGUGGUCAUAUACGGCUGCUCGGGUUAUAGUCGACCUGCCGUGGUCAUAUACGGCUGCUCGGGUUAUAGUCGACCUGCCGUGGUCAUAUACGGCUGUUCGGGUUAUAGUCGACCUGCCGUGGUCAUAUACGGCUGCUCGGGUUAUAGUCGACCUGCCGUGGUCAUAUACGGCUGCUCGGGUUAUAGUCGACCUGCCAUGGUCAUAUACGGCUGCUCGGGUUAUAGUCGACCUGCCGUGGUCAUAUACGGCUGCUCGGGUUAUAGUCGACCUGCCGUGGUCAUAUACGGCUGCUCGGGUUAUAGUCGACCUGCCAUGGUCAUAUACGGCUGCUCGGGUUAUAGUCGACCUGCCGUGGUCAUAUACGGCUGCUCGGGUUAUAGUCGACCUGCCGUGGUCAUAUACGGCUGCUCGGGUUAUAGUCGACCUGCCGUGGUCAUAUACGGCUGCUCGGGUUAUAGUCGACCUGCCGUGGUCAUAUACGGCUGUUCGGGUUAA